This is a messenger RNA of Astrephomene gubernaculifera, 6731 nucleotides long. The record is from the annotation of a GenBank genome assembly. NCBI's taxonomy places the organism in Eukaryota, Viridiplantae, Chlorophyta, Chlorophyceae, Chlamydomonadales, Astrephomenaceae.
CUGCGGCACAGAGAUAUGCGUAGAACUUGGUAUCUAUUGGUAAUAUCAACUAGCCAUACCUAACAUAUGAAGGUUUACCAGAAUGCCGAGUGACUUCCUUCAGCGUCAGCCGAGCUCAGACUCUUGACAGAAAUAGGAUGAUAUCAUUUGAUAAAAGUGGAGUAUCGCUUGGUUACCUAAGGUCCCUUGCAGAUAGGAACCCCGAGUGGGCUUCUACUCAACAGGUCAUUGAAAAACUAAAUCUCCCGGAGGAAGCAGCGGCUGAUGGCCCCUUCAUCCAGCUUGUCCCGGAUGAGCACCGCGGAGCGCCUUGCUGCGUCGCGGUGCACGCUUGGUCUGCCAACUUCCGUGCAUUUGUCAAGGCGCUAGUCCAGGCCCUUCCAGGAGCGGACGACAGCUCCUUCUAUGUCUGGAUUGAUGUAUUGGCCUGCAACCUGGACGACUUUGAUGACAAUGAUCGCCUGGAUGCAGCAUCUCAUGCAGCCACCGCACACACCGACGUCGUUAUUCCCACAUCUGGACCGUCAGCAUCUGCCUUUAAGGCCUAUCGCGAAGCGAUUCAGCAAAUCAUAAGCCAUCCGCCAUCUGGGUCGUCGCCUGCCGUUCAGCCAGGCUUCCUUGCGGUCGUACUGGACGCAAACGUUGCCGUACUUUCCUCACCCUUGUGCCUGUACGGCAUCUGGCUAUGCAUAAAGCAACACAUUCGCGAGUCCGCCUCCCCUAUAAAACCGCCAACGGUUGAUACGCAGCCCGAGUCGCAGCCCCAUCCCCAAUCCCAGCCAACAGAGCAAACCUUGAGAAGCCCUUUCAAGGUGCUAUGUACGGCGGGCCUAGACGUCUUACAGGCCCAUUUGGCAUGGGAGGAGCUCAGCCUGCUCCAAACCGCGCCGAACGUCUCCGAAACCCUGCAAUCUCUCAUCGUUGAGGAGGUCGCGUCGGAGAAGUCCCUAAAGCUGCCGUCAGCUGUGACGGCGGCCGGUCUUCGGACAUCCAGGAUGCGGAGUACGGCAAGCACGGGCAGCGGCGGCGGCAGCCGCGGCGGGACUGGAACCGGCGAUGGCAGCGACUUGGAUCCAGACGUGGAGGCGCGUGUCAUUGCCGCCGAUGCCGCCAUUAAGUUUUACUUUCUCAAUAACUUGGAGCAGCGUGUGGAGCAACUGACAGCGGCCGCAGCGGCGAUUGAGGCGCCCAAAGUGGAGGAGAAGGCGGCACCUGCGGCAGGGGAAGCAGCGGGUGUAGAAGCGGACAACCCACCGCCAGUCGUCGAGCCUGAUGCUGCCACCGCCGCGGCUGCAGCCACGGCUGAGACAGCAGCGGAAGCGGCGCCAGCCGUCCCCUUGCCGCCGCCGGAGUUAAGCCCCUCGACGGAAACCCCUGCCGCCGCCGCCUCCGAGGCCCCUCCAGCAACUGACACCGAGGCGACAGCCCAGGCAGCAGCAGCCCCUGCCGAACCAGCGGAGCCCGCAGCCCCUGCCCCCGUCGCAAGCGGCGACGCCACUGCUGCAUCCGCCGCGGCGGCGCCCGCCUCGGAACCGGCCCCAGUGACGGCAGCAGCAACGGCGGCGGCGGCAGAGGAUGCGCGUACGACACAGCUUGAGGCCCUCGCGGCCGCCAGUGACGCAUUCGGCUGCUUCGUCUGGGCCGCCGGCCGCCCCGCUGACGCCGAGCCGUACUUCCGUCGCGCGCUAAAGCUUCGCGCUGACGCCGCCGCCGCCGCCGUCGCUGCUGGCGUGGCGGUCGGCAGCGGCGGCAAGGGUGACAUCAGCAUCAGAGGCGACGACGCAUCUGAAACCGCCCCGAAACCAUCCACUGCCCCACCCGCUCCUGCUGACGGAGCGGUGCUUCCAGGUGAUGGCGUCCGUUCAAAUUCCGACCUUGCAUUGCUGAGUCAGCAUGCAGCUUCGCACCUGGGCGCAGUGCUGCACGUCCUGCCGUACGUCGUUCGUCGCGGCGGCGGCAGUGACGGCGAGGCUGAAGGCGAGGAGUCGGAACGGCUGUUAAGGGCCGCGCUAACGACGUUAGAGGCCAUGCCGAAGCACCCUGGCGCAGGCGAAAAGGCAGCGGCCGAAGCCGACGGCGCUAGCGGCAAGGACGCCGCCGCCGCCGUCCUGACGCCGUCGCUGCUGGCGGCGCAAGUACGGCACUUCCUGGCUCAGCUCCUCAGCUUGCGCGCUGCCGCCGCCGCCGCCAGCACCAGCAAGGAGGUUGUCGGCUGGGCUGACGGCUACUGCAGCAACAACAGCACCGGCGACGGUAGCGGCAUCAGCGCCGUCGGCGCUGGCGGCGGCGUCGGCUUCCGGCCGCCGUUGUACGGCACGGCAUGCAUGCAGCUGCCGUACCCGGCGGCGGAGCCGCCGGCGGAGGUGACGAUGCUGUUGGCGGCGGCGCUGCCGGUUUUCGAAUCCGCGUACGGCAACGAACAUUUGCUGACGGCGGCGUUGAGUUGCAGUUUGGGUCAGCUGCUGAAGUCGAAGGGACGCCUAGCGGAGGCGGAGCCACUUCUACGGCGGGCGGUGACUGUACGGCAGAGGAUGUACGGCCCGGCACAUCCGGACACCUUGCGUGCCGUACAACUGCUCGCGGGACUGGAGGAGGAGCAGGGUAACCUGUUCGAGGCGGAGUCGCUGCUGCGCGCCUCCGCGGAGGCCGCUGCCAGCCAGCUGGGACCCGACCAGCCGCACACCGCAACCGCGCUUGCCAAUCUGGGACUGUUGCUGAAGAAGACCGGCAAGCUGGGCGAGGCGGGCGAACUCUUCUCCGCGGCUCUGGACCUGCGUGAGCGGCAGGCGGGCACCAGUGCCAGCCUGGCCACUGCCGCGUGUCUGCGGGAGCUGGCGGAGGUGCGGCGGCAGGAGGGGCGCGAGGAGGCGGCGGAGCAGCUCAUGAGGAGGAUCUUAGACAUUCGCGAGCUGGUGCUGGGCCCCUCGCACCCCGCCACCGCGGCCGCCCUGGCCGACCUGGCAGCGCUGCUGGGGGGGCUGGGCAGGUGGGGGGAGGCGGAGCUGCUGAUGAGGAGAUCCCUCUCCGUACACCAGAGCGCCCUGGGUCCCACCCACUCCGACACCGCUGCCGCUACUCGGGACCUGGCGCGCGUGCUGGCGGCGCGGGGGCGGCUGGAGGAGGCGGAGGCGCUGUACCGCCGGGCACUCAAGGUGAUGGAGUCGGCUCUGGGUCCCGAGCACCCGGAGACGGUUGCGACGCUCAACCUGUUGGCGUUGCUGCUCAAGGACGGCGGGCCGGAGAAGGUGGCGGAGGCGGAGGCCUUGUUCCUCAGGGUCCUCAACGUUUGCUCCCUGGCCAAGUCCUCCAAGCAACAGCCACCCCCAGAUACCACAACCACCACCAUCGCAACCGCCGCCACAACCGACACACCUACAACCACCACCGACGCUACCGCCACCACCUCCCAGCCCCCCUGCGCCCCUCCCGCACCCACCUCCUCCACCACCGCCCCCUCUCCACCUCCUCCCGCUGCUCCUCCCGCCACCACCUCAACCACCACCACCACCACCACGACUCCCACCCUGGACCACAACCGACCCUCGGGUCGGCUGCGUCGCGCUUCACUCGUGUCCCUGCGCGGCCUGGCGGAGUUGGCAGCCGCCGCGGGGCGGUUGGGUGAGGCGGAGGAGCUGUGUUGCCGGCUGCUGGUGGCGAGUGAGGAGGAGCUGGGGCCGGUGCAUGCGUCCACGUUGGAGAGCGCGGAGAUGCUGGCGGCGGUACUGCGGGCGCAGGCCAUGUACGAGGACGCGGCGGAGUUGUACGCCCGCCUCGUGGAGACGACUGUGGAGGAGCUGGGGGAGGAGGCGCCGGAGGUGGCCAAGUACCUGGGCUUGUAUGAGGAGGCAAAUCGCGAGUUCGAGUCAACCCGCGAGCCGGACCAGGAAGCCAAGACACAGCAAGAUUCCGACCAACAACAGCAACCACAACAGCAACAGCAACCACAAGAGGAGGAUGACGACACCACCUCCCUGGCAGCCUCCUCUACCGCCGCCACCAUCGACAACGGCAACCUGCCAGCCGGUGCCUCUCAGCAGGGACACCAGCAGGGGCAUCACCGCAAUCCCAGCGUCGUGAGCGGCGCUUCCGCCGUCUCCUUCCUCCUCGGCUCCUUCAUCCAGAUCGGCGGCAACGGAAAUCGUGUCGUACACAAGCCGUCGCCGCUGGGGGCUGCGGCCAGCGGCGGCGGUGCUGCCGCCGCCGCCACCACUGGCGGCGCCGGUCGCCGUCGUGCCAGCACCGUCGGCGGCGCUGGCGGCGGCGAGGGCGAGGACGGCUCCGUACGUCGUUCUUUUGCGUCAUUUGUCGGUCGUAGGGGCAGUUUCGGCGGCCGGUCAGCGGACAUGCGCAAUCACUUGGUGGUCACUGGCCGCGCUCAGAGCAUUGUUCAGCGAGUGCAUUCCUCCCUCGUCGCCUCCGGGCGCAUUAACACGUCCUCCAGCGGUGGCGGCGCCGCCUCCGUCACAGGUGUUCCAACCAACCCCGGCACAGUAGCGCGCCCCAGUCGCUUUCAAGCUGAAAGUGCGGCAGGUGGUGCCGCUAAUGCGGCCAACGGCGCCAACGGUGCCGCCGCCGAAGGCGGCGGCGGCGGCGGUGACGGCGGCUCCGCCGCCGCCACGGCGCCCUCACGCAGCAAUGAGAAGGACGACGCUGACGGGGCCCUAACUACCGUCUCCCCGGGACUUCCGGAUAUGGGACCUGAGGCGUCGGCACUGGCCGGCGCCGCCAACGUUUCCCUUGACACGCCGCCGCCGCCGUCGGCGGCGACGGCGGCGCAGGCAAUGGUCGUACUGACGGUAGCGCCGCGAGCCUCGCGCGACGGCUUGGCGGCGGGCCGGGGUAGUAGCGCCGGCAGAGGCGGGGAGAAUGGCAGCCGGCCAACGUUAAAUAAGGCCCAAUCGAGCCGCAGAAGCUGGGGAGAACAUGGAGAGGAGGCGAACAUGCCGUACGGCAGACGGAAGAGUUCCGAGCUGAAGCCGCUGUCUCGUCAGAAGCUGCUGAAGGAGGCUCAAAUCGACUUGAGCGACAGUGACGGCGAGGGCGGCGGUGCAGGCGGCCGCAGCUCCAAUGGAAAACGCGGAAGCGGCGGAGGUCCGACCAGUCCGCGAUCCUACCAACCGCGUCCCUCGCAGCAACGGCGGAUACAGCCCCAACUCAGCGGCAACAUGGCUGCUGCCACGGCUGCUGCUGCUGCUGCUGCUGCCAAUGCUACGGCGACGACGACGACGACGGAGGCAGCGGUCCCUGGGGGUGUCGGUGGCGGCGCCACGGCGAACGGAGAUGCUCAUGUGGCUUCCCCUCGUCUUGGUGGGAAGGACUGGCAGCAGCAGCACCCGCAACGCAUGAUUGGGGAGGAAGAAGAGGAGCUCGAGGAGGGCAAGGUGUCGGUGGGGUGUUGCGGGUUUGGGAGGUCCUCCAAGCCAAAGGUUCUGCCGUCUCCGAGGGGCGUUGGUGGUGGUGGCGGGCAUUGAGGUGCGGUUAAAGUGCGAGGACAGGGUUGUUGCACGUGCAGUUUUGCAGAUUGAUAACUAUUUUUGCCACAUGUAUAUUACAGAAUAGCCGGAAUACCCGAGCGGCCUGGCCUAGCGUUGCUGCUUGCUAGAUGAUGAUGGUAGCAAUAUGAUGAAGGGCGGUUAAGCAUAAAAUCCUUAUGCACUUGCAAUGAUACAUUGCAGUUGUCACGCGUACGGCAGUACGAAGCGUACGGAGAAGGUUUACGUACGGGAGUUGUACGACAUCCUUAUCGCAUGGCGUCAUGCGUGCGUGCGAUACCUCAUGGUUUAGAAAUGACUACUGAAGGGAUCAUCUGGGUAGGGGGGGAGAAACGGGAAUUCCGAUCCAAUGAUGGCUACAUGUCAUGGGUGGGUGGCCACAGUGCACCUUUGCGGGGGAUUAAGAUGCUUGCGUACCGGUACAGCGUUGUUCAGCAUUGCUCAAGGGUACGUAUGUGGGUAAUGGCUGCGGUGAUGUUUCGCUCUUCCAUAACAGAGUACUGUAUGAAGGUGUGGAUAAUCUAUGGAGCCUCCUUCUUGAAGGCUUGCGUGCAGUGUUCCGUAUGCUCCGGUACCGGUGGGCCAUGCCGCCUCUCCCUGCGACGCCUGCACCAUUCGCGCAUUACAACGCAUAAAUCGAUACCGGGCUUGCAGUUAGGUGUUCUGGACUGGGAUGCGGUUAACGAUAUGAUGGUGCGCAUGCUUCACCAGGCUGGCUUUGUGUGUUCCCUCAGGGUUCCCUUAGCUGGUGCAAAUGUACGGUACUAUGACAGUUUUAGACCAACCACCUGCCCUCCGUUCUGGGUUCUUCUGGAAGCGAAAGGCGCCGUGAGGCGUGCUGCGAUCUUACCGCUAGUUGUGCUGUCGCUGUCACGUCGUUAUAGUUCGUUGUUGCUGUUGUUGCUGUUUAUUGACAUCAUACCUAACUGUCGUAUUUAUGAGAUCUCUCUCCGUACGCCAACCUGCCCUGUCGUACCGCACGCACUGCAUGAACACUACGAUUGCCGGCACCUGGUGACGGUUCCCACCUUGCUGCUUUUGCGGUUUAGCUGCAUGUUCCUUCCCCCUUGUACAUACCGACGCGUUUGGCAGGCACGCGCAGGGUCGUGGUUGCGUGUGGAGAACGGGUCAUUUGUUAGCCUGUUGUGUGUGGGUAUUCCCUCGGUUGCCGGUGCUUCGGCCAAGACAUAAGGGGCUUUGUGCCGUCAUACCAGCAUGGUCUUUAGUUUGAGGGGGGCG